This is a messenger RNA of Nomia melanderi (Alkali bee), 3299 nucleotides long. The record is from RefSeq and is a predicted model, not a curated record. Lineage: Eukaryota; Metazoa; Arthropoda; Insecta; Hymenoptera; Halictidae.
CGAUGAUCAGUCGUAGUCAAACUCCUUCGCGCUCGUGCCAAUCUUCUGCUCAUCCUCGGCGCGUCUCGUGCGUCCCGAGUGCGCGCAUAGAGUUUGUUAUUUGUGGCGCGCGUGUUAACGCGAGCAACAAUGUUUAUUCAACGCGGCGCGCGGAACGAACAGUGGAAGGACCUCUCGAAAAGAACCAGUCCAUUAUUCAGUUCGCUAUUACGUGUUCCUCGGAUUCACUGUUUCAGGUCGUUUCACGCGAGUUUCCUACGAUUGUGAUAAUUACCCCUGCGAAACUUGUGAAUUUAAUUUAAAAAAUGUAAGCAGCAAAACUCUUCAGAGAAUCAAGCAGCAAAGAUUAACGUUAAAUUGAUCGAAAAAAUUUCUUUGCUUAUCCCUGAUUACCAACUGGUUCCGAGAAAUGCAGAUCCCAGGAAUGAUAAAUAUAAUAGGCCGAUCUAGAAUAUUGUAAUCUCAAGACGACUUGACAGUGGAAUCAUCCGUAACAGCUCCUAGAUCGAACUAAUAUGAGAAGAAUGUUAGAUUAAGGGCGAAGAAAUUAAUAGAAUUAAGUUGAGUCGAUCCCUCGAGAAUGAAAGAAAAUAUGGCGUCAUUUCACACAAGCAAGGACCGCGUCCCUUCCAUAAUGCAGCACAUUUCGGAGCCGAAGAGUAAAGAAACAAAUUCGAAAAACGAAAGACUGCCAGAGACUGAGGACUUUUUGACGGUUGAUGAGACUUAUCGGAGUAGCAGAACGGAAUAUGUUCCUCGACUCAUGUGGCCAGAUUUAAUAGCGCAAACUUUCAUUCAUGGUGGUGGUAUUUAUGGACUUUGGCUCAUGUUUACGGAAGCAAAGCUUCUUACUAGUCUAUGGGCGUUCGUGACUAUAUACACUUCCGCAUUCGGUAUAACCGCCGGUGCUCACAGACUCUGGGCUCACAAAGCGUACAAAGCGAAAUGGCCGUUGCGAUUGCUUCUGGUCUUUCUUUUCACGAUAAGUGGACAGAGGCACGUGUACGCGUGGGCGCUGGACCACAGGGUGCACCAUAAGUAUAGCGAAACCAAUGCCGAUCCCCAUAAUGCGAAAAGAGGUUUCUUCUUCGCCCAUGUCGGUUGGCUGUUCACGACGCCACACCCCGAUGUUAUUGCAAAACGAAAAAGUAUCGACAUGAGCGACUUAGAAGCUGAUCCCAUCAUCAUGUGGCAGAAAAGACUCUAUAUUCCACUAUUCUUCUUGCUGACCAUCGCGCUUCCGGUCAGCGUGCCAUGUUACUUCUGGUCAGAAUCAUUGUCGACUUCUUUCUGGGUGAACUUCAAUUUCCGGUUCUGCGUGACCCUCAACGUAGCCUUCUGCGUGAAUAGCGUGGCACAUAUGUGGGGCCACAAACCAUACGACAAGCACAUCUCUCCAGUGGAGAACACGGUGGUCUCCAUAGCAGCGCUGGGCGAGGGCUGGCAUAAUUUUCACCAUGUGUUCCCGUGGGAUUACAAGACGGGAGAACUAGGAAACUAUAGUUACAACUUAACUACAGGCUUCAUCGACACUUUCGCGAAUAUCGGAUGGGCGUUCGACCGGAAAUACGUGUCUCCAGGCAUGAUCCGACGAAGGGCAAAUCGAACUGGCGAUGGCAGCCAUAUUUGGGGCUACGGUGACGUCGAUAUCCCUGUCGAAGAUCUUCAGGAAUUGAAACAGAUGAAUUAGAAUGAAAUGUAAUCUAUUGUUCAUAAACAGUAUUCGCUUCAAUUGUUAUUUUUUUUAAAGUGGGCCAAGGAGAAGACAAUCGAUAGACAAAAUCUCUUAGGUGGUAAUAUAGAUGAACAAUAUGUGCUGUAAUUCUGGUGUAGUCGGUUAGUACUUGAACUUUGAGACGCACCGAGUUUUAUAUAGAAUAUACGAAGACACAAAUAUUAAAAAUCUAUUUUCCACGAUCGAUUGGUGUAAUAUUCGAAGAAGCUUUUAAUCCUUAACUACUAUAGGAUACUCGUUAGAGUGUAUUUAUUUUACUGUUAGAUUGAUAGUUCUAUUGUGUUUCGAAACAUAUAUAUAUACAUUCAAAUGUGAUCAUAGGUAUUUAUUGUGAGAUAUUUGAAAGUCUAGCAUGUUACGGGGCAGCCUAUUAAUAGUUAUCGAAUGGCGAACUUCGAAUACAUUCCGCCUGGAUUUGAAUUUUACAUGGCAACCGGUUCUCGCGUUCCCAAAUGCUAUGACGUUGAAAUGAGUCAUGGUCAUGCGCUUUAGCAGUGAUAAAGGGUACAAAGUGUGACUGGAGUCGUGAAGAAUGGAGACCAGUUCACAGUGAAUUUCAAAUUUCUCAAUAGAAAAAAUUAUAUUUGAAUAACAUACGUAGAAAAGAUUGCAAAUCUGGAAAAACUAAUUCUUAAACAUCGAUAAGAUAAAAUAUAUUCAUCUCCACGCCGAGAAACAUUGGAAUGAUUAACAUUAACAUAUUGCUGACCAGUUAAAUAAUACAUGUUCCUGGUUAUUUUCAUAAAUCAAUUGUAAAUUGUCAACAUUUGAAUGAUUAAAUCGUAAUUGAAAUGUUACUGGCACAGAAACAACUUAGAUAUACAAUUUCGAACACAUUGUAUUAUUGUAAUCAUAGGAUAUACAAUGGUUUAUGUACGGCUAAUAUUUAACGCUAAAGUACGUUCGCUGCGAGGGCGCUCUUUACCAAGUGUGAAUCGCAGAAAUUUUCCACACGAGAGCUGCAACAGAAAUGCCAUUAUUUAGGGAAUCUGCCGGUUCCUCUCGGCAGGGCGAUUCUGUUGUGCUUCCAGCGAUUCCGAGAAAAACCCGUGCGUUACCUCGAAAAUAUCGAGAGGGAUGAUGCAAGGACGUAGGAGUUUUAAAAUGUUCCCUUCAUUUAAUUGUUCAAAAAUUGUUAAAAUCGAUCUGUGAAUAAACACGUGUUAAUUCGUGACUGGUCAACAAUGUGUUAAUAAUUGUUUGUUGAAAUAAAGAAAACUGAUGAAACAAUACGAUAGCAAAAAAGUUUCUAAUAAAUUGACUAAAGAGAAGCAGUAUGGAAUUUGAUUAUUGCUGCUUUGUUUCCCUUCAUGAUUGAUUGAUUCUGUUUGACGUUAGCGUUUGUUUGAUGUUUAUUUACGUGUAAUAUUCAUUUUGAUUUAUUCCACUGUCACGUUGUUGUGCUUCAUUCCUACUUGUCUCUAUUCAUUUUUCGCCUAAUCCCCACUCUAUCAGAGAGCUACUAUAAAUAACUGUUAUUAAGAAUAUGAAAAACCAACGUGACAUGCUGCUACUGUCCUGACUAUAAAGUUAUAAGGAUUACACACCAUCAAUAGAAAACCGU